This is a messenger RNA of Coregonus clupeaformis (lake whitefish), 2549 nucleotides long. RefSeq names its product rhomboid domain-containing protein 2. The coding region runs from base 616 to 2223 and encodes 535 amino acids. The record is from RefSeq and is a predicted model, not a curated record. Gene Ontology annotation, cellular component: membrane. Lineage: Eukaryota; Metazoa; Chordata; Actinopteri; Salmoniformes; Salmonidae. Gene Ontology annotation, molecular function: serine-type endopeptidase activity. The transcript is spliced from 5 exons.
CACAGGAAUAAUGUAAGAAUUGAAAAAUAAAUAACGAAACAAAACAAAAAUGGGGGAAUAUAAGUAUAUCCAUCCGAAAGUGUCAAUGAUCCGACCUGGAAGGCCUCCCAAACAGGCAUCGCUCUAAACCCAGUCGGAAUGAAAGUGAAAUUAACGUUAAGUGAGAGCUCUGACCGCCCUCCAUUGGUCAGCUCAUCGUAUUACAUGUUCGGUAGCCCUUGCUGAGACCGUUUAAUACGGUUUCACCCGUUAUGGUAUGGUAUGGUAUGGAUUCGAGUCCGUGAGCAGACCUUAACACACAAUGACAAGGCACUCUAACCUGUACGGGGGAUUGGUGUAUAUUCCCGGACAAACUUCUCUGCGUCCAGAACCGAGGAGAGCCAGAUCUUCUCCCCGGAAGGCGGGGUAAUUCUUAGUCUUGCAGGGAAGAGCAAGGCUGGGUGAAGAUGGAGUUUGUAGAGUUUGGUCAUGACAUCUCUGUAGCCAGCGCGGUGCUUUGCCACAUCGGGCGCAUAGUCCUCAUAGACACGAAAGGGGUGCCCUUUAUGUAACAGGUUGCCCCUCAUUCGAGCCUCGCGCAGGAUAAGAUCCUUGGUCUUGAAACUGUGACAACAGAUGAUUACUGGGCGAGGACGCUGGCCCGGUCCAGGCACUGGGACAAGGGCGCGAUGUGCACGGUCCACUAGGGGAUCCGACGCCAAAACAUCCGGUCCCAUUGCAUCCUUCAGUAGCUUGGCGAAGAAGUCGGUGGGGCGAGAGCCCGCCUCCACCCCUUCUGCCAGACCCACAACGCAAAGGUUAUGCCGCCUGGAUCUGCCCUCCAGGUCGACCACUUUCACAGAAAGCCUCUGCACAUUAUCCUGCAAUGACGUGCAUAGCAUCUCUAACUCGUCGAUCCUACCAGCGUUGAAUUCAGAAGCUUUCUCAAGGUCCACAAUACUCUGGCCCUGCGAAGCGACCGUUCGAAUGGUGCUCUCGAUUUUAGUGUCCAGUUCAGCAAUAGUAGCCUUAAGAUCCUCCGCUAUAGCAACACGUAGUUCUCCCAAAGCCCGGGUAAGUUCUGUCAGAUUUGACUUACAGGCCUUGGCCUUCUGCGCACUUUGCCGGUUGGCCACAUCACAGAAUCAGGGGUGUUCACCCUCACUGGAUUCAACUGUCAACACAACACUCCAUUUAAAAGUGCACAAGCUCAUCACAUACUCCUUCCACCACAAGACAGUGACCCAGCUACUCCUCAGUAUUGGGGUUCUGGUGCCCCUCUGUGGAGGCAUUGAGAAGAGUGUGGGGACUGUUCGGUUCCUCCUCAUGUUUCUGCUGCUCUCUAUCAGCACAGGGGUGUUGUACACCAUACUGGGUCUGCUACUGUUUGGUGCAUCUGCCCAGAAACAGGUGGAGGGGUUCAUUCCAGUGUCCCUCUCCCUUAUGGGUAUGGCCACAGUGCACUCCCGUAUGGUUAAGGGCUUUCUUUUCGGGGUCACUGUACCCAUGUUAGCCCUGCCCUGGCUGUUUCUGUUCAUCAUAACACUUUUGGUCCCACACACUGUCUUCCUUUGCAAUGCCAUCGCCAUCAUCGCAGGGGGGAUCUACGGUAAGGGCUGGCUCUCACUUCUGGACAUGUCCGAUGCCAGGGCAUCAGUGCUGGACAAGAAGAUGCCUUUCAGGCUGCUGAGGAACAUUGGUGUCCUGUAUGUCCCUGCAUCAACAGAGGAGAGAAGGAAGACGGUCCACCCACCAAUCAUUCCAACCCCAGGCUCCUACCCAGUCCAAGCCUACGCUCCAGUGUCCUUUACCUCCAACCUACAGGCUACCGAGACCACACCAAAGACAUUUGAAGGCUGGGCCAACUCCUACUAUACACAGGGGAGCCCUGUUCAGCUCUCAGGUUAUAAUGGACACAACCAUGGAUAUGGCCUCAAGCAUAGCUUUGGGCCAAGUCACGGACAUAGUCACGAACAUGGACACAGCUGCAGCCACAGCCAAGGUCAUGGACAUAGUCACGAACACAGCUUCGGCCAUGGACUCAGUCAUGGGCAUGCAUCUGCCUCUCAAACCAGCAGUCACUGGGCUCCAGUGGCUCAACAUCCACAUUCUCAACAUUCCCACCUCAGUCCACUGUCUGUGUCUGUCAGUGCCCCCCAGAGUUUCACAGCAAAAAUGCUGGAGUCACUGCCAGAAUCUGUGAUGGUUCACCCAGGAGCACCUGUGUCUUCACUGACAGAUUGAUGACUUCAAUCCGUAACGGCAAAACCGCUAUAGCUCGAUUGAAAUUUAAAGGCAAUGUUCGCGAAGACCGGAAAUUACAUUUACAUUUCAAGCGUGCUAUUUUCAGCAAUCACAAUCCUUGUAAAAACGUCAACUCUUGGUAUAACUAAUAACAUAAAAAAAAAAAAAAUGUCAGUGUGGUUAUAAGCCGCUAUAGCUCUGAACUACGGCAAUACGGAUUUAAUCGAGCCCAUAGUUGUCAUUCAAUGUGUUUUCUGUCUCAUGUUAUACAUUGAGAUGUAAUAUGCUUGGACAUGUGGUUUGAGGCAGUACUUGAAGGUCCACUU